Rhineura floridana is the source of this 3968-nucleotide messenger RNA. It is a transcript of the gene DGLUCY, whose product is annotated as D-glutamate cyclase. Gene Ontology annotation, molecular function: D-glutamate cyclase activity. Gene Ontology annotation, biological process: glutamate metabolic process. Lineage: Eukaryota; Metazoa; Chordata; Lepidosauria; Squamata; Rhineuridae. Bases 211 to 2058 code for a protein of 615 amino acids. The record is from RefSeq and is a predicted model, not a curated record. The transcript is spliced from 13 exons.
GAGCCAAUCGCUUGCGCUGUUUCUUGCUCCUCUGCCUAUUUCCCCCCCCAUCUUAGGCUCUUCUGCUCCCCGCUCACCCCGACUCCUCUCCACCAUCCAAUUUACCUUCUUUCUACUUUCGAGUAAAUAUUUUGCUCCCGCCUCUUGAGUAGGCCGAGUCUAAAACAGGCAGAUCGGUUGCUUAGACACGGAAAAUGGACGGAUGAAAAGAUGGUUUUCAUAGGAGGCUUGAAAACUCUUCUUCCACAUGCUGUCAGAAAUCUAAUUCGAACAAAUAAACUCAGCAUUAGCAAUACUUCUGGAAUGGCAGAAGGAUUUAAACAGGCAAAUAUUGUAAUUCUUCACAAAUCUCUUGCGGAUGACUUUGAAAAAUUUUGCCAAGCAAAUGAUGGACCACUUCCAUUACUGUAUAGAAGUGAACCAGGGGAAUGGAAAUGCCCGUCCCUGUGCAAUGAUUCUGAUAUUAGAACUGACUGUUUGCAGUACAAGAAAUAUGAGAAUGGGGUAUGUACCGGAAUUCUAACAAGCCUGAAGGAAUUUUCUGAACAGCUUAAAGACAUGGUGACUUUCUAUCUAGGCUGCAGUUUCACAUUUGAAAAGGCACUCCAGAAAGUUGGCAUUCCUGUAAGAAAUGUCGAACAAAAAUGUAAUGUAAGCAUGUACAAGACAGCUGUGCCUUGUUGGAGUACUGAAAACUUUCACUGCAAUCUAGUAGUAACCUUGAGACCUAUUCCUAAAGACAAAUUGGAAGCAGUAGUGCGAACUACCUAUCCACUGAAAAAAUCACAUGGAGCACCAAUUCACAUUGGUAACCCUGAUUUAUUAGGAAUUCAAGAUCUUUCCAGUCCAGACUAUGGUGAUGCAGUACAGGCUCAGUCUGGGGAUGUUCCAGUCUUUUGGGCUUGUGGGGUCACGGGCACAGAAGCUGUCAGCUAUUGCAAGUCUCCACUGGCUUUCACCCAUUCUCCUGGUUGCAUGUUUAUCACCGACCUGAAAGUUGAAGAUGCUGCAGCUGGUAAAGAAGUCCCUGAAGUCUAUCGUAUUUGUCAGAAUCCUUUGCACUACAGCAUCAUAUCAGCAGCAGCUGUACAAAAAAUCAGAUGUCUAGAAGACAUGGUAGGAGUAGACCCAGGGGACAGAGGUGUGACUCAUUUGCGUUCUCAAGAUGAACUUCUAAAGGCAUGUCUGUCCAUUUCCCAUGCACAGUCAGUGUUAAUUACUACUGGAUUUCCUACCCACUUCAAAUAUGAGCCACCUGAAGAGAAUGAUGGGCCUCCAGGGGCCAUUGCAAUGGCAGCUAUUUUGAAGGCCUUGGGGAAAAAUGUAGCUAUAGUAACUGACCAAAGAGCUCUGAAUUUGAAUAAAAACAUCAUCAAGGAAGCUGUAGAACAAGGGAUCCUGGAGACACCAGUCCCAAUAAUUAGCUACAAUAGUGAUACUCCAGAUUCAGCUUUGCUAUUUUUGUGUGAGAAUGGAAAUCCAGAAAAGCCCAGAUUUAAUCACUUGAUAGCAAUUGAGCGUGCUGGGAUGGCUGUUGAUGGUAAUUAUUAUAAUGCAAGAAAAAUUAAUAUUAAGCAUUUAGUGGAUCCCAUUGAUGAACUCUUUGUCGCUGCGCAAAGUAUCCCAGGAAUUACUACAACAGGGAUUGGGGAUGGAGGAAAUGAAUUGGGAAUGGGAAAAGUAAAAGAAGCAGUAAAGAAGUACAUUAAAAAUGGAGAUGUUAUAGCUUGUGAUGUGGAAGCUGAUUUUACAGUUGUUGCAGGGGUUUCUAACUGGGGAGGCUAUGCUGUUGCUUGUGCACUGUACAUCCUCAAUACCUGUGAAAUACAUGACCGCUAUCUGAGGAAAGCUGUGGGAUUUCCUAGAUGGUGUACAAACAUGAACUGGGCAUCAGCACUUCCAUCUGUGGCUAAGGAAGAAAAGUUGCUGAACAUAUUACAGCGACACCAAGUACGCAGUGGGAAAACUGCCAGUCUGGCAAUGGAAGUAGACGGUCUGCCAUUCUAUGACAUUCAUUCACUUAUGCUUGAGAAGCUGCUGGAGGAAACUCUGAAGUAACCCUUCCCAAGGGAUGUGCUAGAAUUCUGCCCAUUUUGGAUUUGGUAUUAAAUUUUCCAUUAAUCUGCUUAUUCACUAUUGUUGUGGAUUGGAUUUUUGUGUAGUGAUUUUUUGUGGCUAUUUUUGGAAACUGAUUUUUUUUUUAAAAAAAUCCAUGUCUAAAAUAUUGAUAUUAAUAUUGAUAUUUUCAUAAUUUAUCAACAUUUCCUUUCAAUAUAUUGUUUUUUCCUUUAAAAAUAUCAAUAAUAAUAUCAAUAUUUUUCCAAGAGGAAAAAACAGAUGGGUAAAAGCAGUGGCUAAUGGACAAAGAACGAAUUCAAAUCUAUAUCAGCCUGUUAGGUUAAUGGAUUGUUUUCGAACCGGCCCUAGCCCAUGGAUCCCAUCCUUCCCCUCCCCUAACAAGUUAAGAUAUAUUGGUAGUUUUUUUAGUAAAGUCUAUAUAAUAGCAUUGGAUUGACAACAGCUUACAUUACAUCCCUAAUCAGCAAGUGUGUCAUUACCACCCAUGAUCCUGUUGUAGAUUAAUACGUUAUUGCCUCUGGCGGCUGGAAUCAACAUUAUGUUUUUCAAAUGUAUUUGUACAGGUGCCUGCCUUUAUCAUAUCCAACACAUUUAUUAACAAAAUGGUUUCUCUUAUUUAGACAUGAUGGCUCAUCUGUAAAAUCCCAUGCUAGAAUUCAGGUUCUAGCUGCUUAGUCUGCUCUCACAAGAUGUCAGCUAUCUGUUUCUCUCUGUAUUUCAAACUGAUAAAACAGACACACUGGUUUCAUUCAGACAAAACGCUGAACUCAGUUUAGCAUUAUACCAAACCAGGACAAACUCUGUUAAAUCUUAACUAUGAAACAAGCCAACUUCAAAUCAUGGUUCAUUAAGAGGGCUUAUUUCAAUAAAUCAUCGUUAAAGUUAACCUUAGUUUAGGUUUCAGAUAGGAUGCUAAAAUGAAAGUGGAAACUUCCAGUCUCCCCUCUUCCUCGCAGUUGCCCUGGAAAUGGAGCAGGCAAUGAGGGGUACACAAGCUCAGUGCUCACCCAGGCUUAUUAAAUGUAAUGCUAAACCAUACUUAGUAUUAUGCUUGACAUAGCCUCCACUCGGUCAAGAAAAAUCUUUACCCACCUUUCCAGUUUAAAUAAUGCCAAUAAUUAAACAUCAGAAUUUUUGCAUAUGUUUCUUAAUCUGUGGAGAAUGGGCAGUGGAGAACCUCCAGUGCUAGUUUGUUUAUCCUUCUGGAAUUAUUUUGUCCAAUAGAAAUAUUUCUAUCAUCUUAAACAGAUGUUUGUACUGGUCCAGUUUUCAUGAAUUCUUUCUGAGUGAUAAGCUCAUGACUUAAAAAGUUGCUUCAUUUAAUGGCUGCUACAAAUCAGACUUUUUUUAAAAAUGAAUGUGGUCUGUUACCAUGGAUGGGGACAACUUACAACAAAUCAAUAUUACAAUAAAUUAUUGCUACAGUGUUUGUAGUUUCUACUGCAGUGAUGAUUGUUAUAGUAUUUUGCUUAAGCAGUAACUAUAAAUUUGAAUAAGUCAUUCAGAACAAAAGUGAAUUUCUGUGCAGAUCGGGAAGUAUAAGUACCAAGAUACCCCUAAGGCUCCUACUGUUUCACAUUAUGGUGCCCUCCAGACAUCCUUUUUAUUGUGCAUUCAUGAUUAUUUCUGUUCAUGAAGGUAUUGCGGUGGUUAUAUGUUAUCCUGUUUUCAACGCUGUUUGUACCUGCAAACAUUUUGGGGUGGUCAUACUGCUUGACUUCCAAUGAAUGCAUAUCCUGUACCUCUUGCUGAAAUCUCACCAAGUUUGAUAUUAUAAAUGUUCUAGUUUAUUUUCGUCCUGCUUUGGUUGUGCUAUAACCCCUCUGGGCAGCAAUAAUGUGAUAGCAUUGAGGAAGCAUUACAGAACAAAUAAAGCAGAAUUUAUAGUC